Molecule: messenger RNA, 897 nt
Organism: Sarcophilus harrisii (Tasmanian devil)
Lineage: Eukaryota; Metazoa; Chordata; Mammalia; Dasyuromorphia; Dasyuridae
Product: polyadenylate-binding protein 2
Exons: 2
Coding region: 1-897 (298 amino acids)
Molecular function (GO): RNA binding
Source: RefSeq, a predicted model, not a curated record
AUGAAUCCAGAGACCCUUAGUCUGGUUUUGCUCUGUGCCUCUGCUGCCCCUCCCCACUAUUACAAUCACAAUUGGCUGGUUUUAUCAGCUAUUGCUCAAGCUCUAGGAGCAGCUUUUGCGUGGAUGAUUCGUUCAUUCCAUCCCGGUGCUGAGGACUACGGGAACAGGCUGGAGGUGGAGAAGCUGGAGCUAGAGGAAUUUCUGCUAGAGCUCGAAGAGGAGACGCUCCUCCCCGGGACCCCUCUGGAAACCUCCGGCAGUCAGGAGGAGGAGGUAGAUCCAAGCCUGCUCGAGGACGAUCCGGGGAACGGCGCUAUGGAGGACUCGGAGCUGGAUUUGGUCAAAAUCCGAGCAAAGGAGAUGGAAGAAGAGACCCAGAAAUUGAAGGAGCUUCAGAAGGAGGCGGAGAAACUGCUGAACAUGAACCGAGCCCCGGACAAUGCCGGCCCAGCGAGAGUGUCCAUCCAGCAGAAGAUGGAGGCUGACUCUCGAUCCAUCCAUGUGGGCAAUGUGGACUAUGGUGCCACGGUACAAGAGCUGGAGGAGCACUUCCAUGGCUGUGGGCCAGUCAAUCGAGUGACCAUCCUUUGUGACAAAUUCACUGGCCACCCUAAGGGGUUUGCGUACAUAGAAUUUUCCAAUAAAGACUCGGUGAAGGCGUCGAUGGCCUUGGACGAUUCUCUUUUCCGAGGAAGACAGAUCAAAGUGACACCCAAACGGACCAAUCUGCCCGGGAUCAGCACCACAAAUCGGGGUUUUCCACUUGCUCGAUAUCGUGCCAGGGCCACUAACUACGGUGGCCCACGCUCUCGAUUCUAUGGUGGCUUCAACAACAGAUCCCGGGGCCAAGUCUACAGGGGCCGGGCUAGAGCGACGUCAUCGUAUUUCCCUUACUGA